Messenger RNA from Aaosphaeria arxii CBS 175.79, 854 nucleotides. RefSeq lists its product as uncharacterized. The transcript has a single exon. Lineage: Eukaryota; Fungi; Ascomycota; Dothideomycetes; Pleosporales. The coding region runs from base 186 to 617 and encodes 143 amino acids. The record is from RefSeq and is a predicted model, not a curated record.
AUUGCCAAUACUGGUUGCAUUAGGCAUUGCUUGCAACAUAUCGCAACGUAUCGCAUAGCAUCGCAUCGAUGCGCAAUCCAUCUUCCGGACUGGCCCACCACUAAACUUUUGCUAAUUACUUGAUCUUGUAAUAAUAGUUAUCAUCUUCCCACUAACUACAGCCACUACAGCUACAACAGCCGCCAAUGACGAUCCAUCUCACCCUUUCUCAUACAAAAAUAGUCUCCACUCCACUCCACUCCUUCAACACCCCGGCCAAAGCCACACCCAGCGUUCAGGAACCUUUCGCGUUGCCUGGCUUGCUCCUAGUUCGUCCUGCCAGCUUCCGUCCUGCCUCGUUCUCAAAUCAUCAUCAUUAUCAUCAUCAAGAUUCCUUUCUUUUCCUUCUCCCCUCCCGACCACACCUUUCCCUUCUCGCCGUACCAUCGAAGCUAGAGAUCCCCGCCGGUCCUACUAUCAUUUCACUCGUUCCUCGCCGUCGUGGCGUCCGGCCCAAUUCCCCUUUGACCUUUUCUCUUUUUGUCUUUUCUCUCUUUUUCUCUUCUCAUCUCUCUCUCCCUUUCUUUUCUCAUUACACACUCGCACGCACGCACCCCUUCCGCCGUCAUAUGCCCUGAGCCAUUCCAAUGUGGCUGUCCUCCCUGGCGUCCUCCUCACUUCCGAUGCUCCAUCACGACUCUGUCAUCUGCUAACGACUCCCUCUCUUACCACAUUACUGCACAUCCUUCUCUUUCCUUUUCUCCAUCCGUCCAUCCAACUCGUAACAGCUCUCCCUUGCCCCCACUCGCCAGCCCUAUCUCGACUGGCCACUCACCUCUCUUCUUUCAUCUCCGGAUCCCGCCUGCACCUGCAUC